GGGCAGGGCCAGGCCGGGCUGCUCCGGGGCCGGCGCUCUCCGAGAAGCCCAGCACUCGCCCCGAAGUUGUGCGGAGCGCGUGCCAUGAGGACCCUGUGGAUGGCGCUGUGCGCGCUGGCGCGGCUGUGGCCCGGGGCCCUGGCCGGUUGCGCAGACGCGGGGCGCUGCUGCCCCGGCCGGGACCCCGCCUGCUUCGCGCACGGCUGGAGGCAGGACAGGGUCUACGGGACGUGCUUCUGCGACCAAGCCUGCCGCCUCACCGGGGACUGCUGCUUCGACUACUCCAGGGCGUGCCCAGCUCGCCCGUGCAUCGUGGGGGAGUGGAGCCCCUGGAGCGGUUGUGCGGACCAGUGCAGGCCCACGGCCCGCGUGCGGAGGCGCGCGGUGCGGCAGGAGCCCCGGAACGGCGGCGAGCCCUGCCCGGCCCUGGAGGAGAGAGCCGGCUGCCUGGAUUACGCGACGCACCAGGGCCAGGACUGCGGGCACGCCUUCGUCCCUGCCUUUAUAACUACCUCUGCGUUCAACAAGGAGCGAACAAGACAAGCGGCCUCCCCGCAGUGGUCCACAGACACAGAGGAUCCUGGAUACUGUAUGGAGUUCAAGACAGAGUCAUUGACUCCCCACUGCGCCACGGAAAACCGGCCCCUGACCCGAUGGAUGCAGUAUCUCCGAGAGGGCUACACGGUGUGUGUGGAUUGUCAGCCUCCAGCUAUGAACUCUGCGAGCCUUCGAUGUUCUGGAGACGGCCUGGACUCUGACGGAAAUCAGACCCUCCACUGGCAAGCAAUUGGCAAUCCUCGAUGUCAAGGAACUUGGAAAAAAGUUCGGCGAGUAGAACAAUGUUCCUGCCCAGCUGUUCACAGUUUUAUUUUUAUAUAGAUCGUGAUAUAAGUAUUUCAAAGUGUGUUUGUAAACAUGCUAAAUACUAGCAAGUCAUGCCCAACGCUUCAUAAUUCUUUAAAAACUCUUUGGCCAAAGUUCCUGAACAUAUGUCAUUGCCACACUCUGAAGUAGAGAAAGGAAAUUUGGGGGCCAGUUCUCAAGAAACACAGUGCCUUUAUUUUCAUUUUUACUAAGUUAAGGACCCACCCUAAAGUCUCCUGUGGUUUUCUGUCCUCGAUCUGUCACCUGGAGUCUCCUCAUUCAGUAGGUGGCCCAUUGGACACAGUGUUCAUCUGUUUGCACUAAACUUACUACAUUUUAGUGGUCCAUUUAUUGGUAAGUUGUCAUUUAAGGGUACCCACGAUUUGAAUCUUGCAUUCUUUCUUUCUAUUCUGUAAUCCCUUAAAAACUUCUUUCUUUAAAAAAUGUCUACAGAUAUAUGUACACUCACACAUACAUUUCCCAUGUAUUAUUCCAUAAAUUCUGAAAUAAUAAGUUCAAGCAAAUUGUCACAAAUAAUUUUCCACAGGACAAGUUGUUUGAGAUUUAGUAAGCAUUUUGUUAUGCGAAACCAACAGUUCUGCUAAAAAUACUUUCUCUUUCGUUUUUUUUUUUUUUUGGCCGCGCUGCUCGGUAUGCGGGAUCUUGGUUCCCCGACCAGGGAUCGAACCCGUGCCCCCUGCAGUGGAAGCACAGAGUCCUAACCACUGGACCGCCAGGGAAUUCCCUAAAAAUACCUUUUUUUUGAAAUAGAAGACAUUUUCUUCGGUUAAUUGAAAAGCAUCAAUCAAAUGUUCAUUCUAGGUCAGCACAAGUUCCUUUAAAUCUUAUAAUUUCCAUGAAGUGAAAUUUUGGCACCAAUGAAUGAAACAAUUGCUUUAAUGAUGGACAUUCUACCAUCAUUAAUAUCCAAAAUUAUUUCCAAGGCUUAAAGCCUGAAGUUGACUAAAAUAAUUUUGGAGUCCAACUUCAGGUUUAAUUGAAGUAAACUUACUACUUUUUUUUUUUUUUUUUUCCCUACAGCAUGUAUUUUCUUUUGUUUGGAGUAGAAGGCAGAGGUAUAGAUUAUGGAAGGUAUAGAUUUAUUACGAAUGCUAUGAUUCCCGCCCUCCCCCAUGCCCCUCCCCGCCACACACACACAGAGAAAUAUUAGUCUCCUUAUUUUAUGAUUGGAAAAUCAAUGGACCAGAGACAAAGUGCCUUGUUGCAGGAUCUGGGCUGCAGUCAGAGCCAAAUCUCAGCUUCUCAUCCAGAACUCAGCUUCGAUGGAGAGUCUGUCGAUGCCAAAGACCGUGCUGUAAAAGCGAAGCCCUUUUCGUUUCUGAAACAAAUUUUAAAUUCAGGAUACUUUCUUUGAAGAAUUGAAUCUCAAGAUUUAAACUACAGGCAAACUUCAGAGGUAUUUGGGUUCGGUUCCAGACCACCAAAAUAAAGCAAGUAACAAGAAAGUUUUGGUUUCCCAGUGCAUAUGAAAGUUAUGUUUACACUAUGCUGAAGUCUGUUAAGUGCGCAAUAGCAUUAUUUCUUAAAAAACAAUGUAUAUACCUUAAUUGAAAAAUACUUUAUUGCCAAAAAAAGCUAACCAUCAUCUGAGCCUUUGGCGAGUAGUAACAUCAAAGAUCACAGAUCACCUUAACAAAUAGAAUAAUAAUGAAAAAGUUUGAAAUAUUGUGAGAAUUACCAAAACGUGACACAGACAUACAAAGUGAGCAGAUGCCAUUGGAAAAAUGGCACUGUAGACUUAUUCGAUUCAGUGUUGCCACGAACCUUCAAUUUGUUUUAAAAAAUGCAAUAUCUGAGAAGCACAAUAAAACAAGGUAUGCCUAUAUAUGAAA
Balaenoptera ricei (Rice's whale) is the source of this 2717-nucleotide messenger RNA. RefSeq names its product somatomedin B and thrombospondin type 1 domain containing (gene SBSPON). Lineage: Eukaryota; Metazoa; Chordata; Mammalia; Artiodactyla; Balaenopteridae. The record is from RefSeq and is a predicted model, not a curated record. The transcript is spliced from 5 exons. The coding region runs from base 85 to 879 and encodes 264 amino acids.